GAAAAAUACGAGUCCUCUUUGAAGAUGGCCUAGGACUGGUGGACUUUCACUUGUCAAACCGUUGUUGUGUGAUCUAUAUUUCGGAAGCAGACUUGGUUGUCGGUAGCAGUUAUAAGAGGAAACUUGUUCGCUUUAGAAAUGCUAGUAAUCUUCGUGGAAUUGUAGUGGUAGAAAAAACAAGGAUGUCUGAGCAGUAUUUUCCAUCUGUACAAAAGUUUGUCUUACUGGAGCUAGGCAUGGCAUUAAUUCCUGUGGCUGACCAAGGUGAAGCAUCACAGCUUAUUAUUCAGCUUGUUCAUGAGGAAAGCAAGGAGCGUGAUCACAAUCCAUUUCUGCGCAGAAAUCGCUUGCAUUUAGCUGAACCUUCUGUUCUAAAUACAAUUCAGCAGAUUCCAGGUGUUGGAAAAAUUAAAGCUUUAUCACUUCUGCAGGAAUUCCCUAGUAUCCAUCACUUGGGCAAUGCCACCACAGAAGAACUGAGUGCAGUUGUGGGACAUACUGUUGCACAACAAAUUAGAGCAUUUUUCUCUUAAACCAGAUGUUUAUUGUAUGACUACCAAAAUAUACUGAUUUGAAAUGC
This is a messenger RNA of Protopterus annectens (West African lungfish), 580 nucleotides long. It is a transcript of the gene FAAP24, whose product is annotated as FA core complex associated protein 24. NCBI's taxonomy places the organism in Eukaryota, Metazoa, Chordata, Ceratodontiformes, Protopteridae. Gene Ontology annotation, cellular component: Fanconi anaemia nuclear complex. Gene Ontology annotation, biological process: interstrand cross-link repair. Gene Ontology annotation, molecular function: chromatin binding. The record is from RefSeq and is a predicted model, not a curated record.